Molecule: messenger RNA, 396 nt
Organism: Chelonoidis abingdonii (Abingdon island giant tortoise)
Lineage: Eukaryota; Metazoa; Chordata; Testudines; Testudinidae
Source: RefSeq, a predicted model, not a curated record
AUGAAUCCUUUCAGCUCCAUUCUCCUGCUUCUCUUCUUCUCUAAUGCUCCGUUCGGGGAACCCGCAGAAAGAUAUUUCCCCCUCUGGAACCCUCGACACACAGGUGACCAUUUCAAAUACCUGGCCAGCCCGGCCCACUGGGAUCAAGCCAUUCCUUGCUCGGAAAGCAAGCCCAGCCCUGGGAAGGCAGAACCGAGAUGCAAGCCACCGGAAGACAGCCAGGACCAGCUGGAGCAAGGGAUCCAUCCAGCCAGGAGCAGAGCCAUCUCUGUCCCCCAGGGCUCGCUGCUCGUGGAGCGGGAGAAGGAUCUCUCUGCCUACAACUGGAACUCGUUUGGCUUGAGAUAUGGCAAGAGGCAAGCAGACACCGGGGAAGCCAAGGUGAAAAUAUUGUGA